Molecule: messenger RNA, 3243 nt
Organism: Pogona vitticeps (central bearded dragon)
Lineage: Eukaryota; Metazoa; Chordata; Lepidosauria; Squamata; Agamidae
Gene: NEDD9
Product: neural precursor cell expressed, developmentally down-regulated 9
Biological process (GO): cell surface receptor protein tyrosine kinase signaling pathway; cell migration
Cellular component (GO): cytoplasm; plasma membrane
Molecular function (GO): protein binding
Source: RefSeq, a predicted model, not a curated record
UGAGUCGGCGGGACCCGAGCAGCGCCGAAGUUCCCUCGCUUGGCCGAGAGCGCCCGGCGAGCUCGACUCCGGAGGCAGUUUUUCAUUUUCGCUAUUUGGGAGGCAGCGAAGCGGAGGAGAAGGUCUCCAUGUAAACGGGCUGUUCUCGCCACGAGGAAGAAGAGCGGGUGCGUGGACCCCUGAACACGCCGGCGAGGAUGAAGUACACGAAUCUUAUGGCACGAGCCCUCUAUGACAAUGUCCCUGAAUGUGCAGAAGAGUUGGCCUUCCGCAAAGGUGACAUUUUGACAGUGAUUGAACAGAACACAGAAGGACUGGAAGGAUGGUGGCUUUGCUCCUUGCAUGGUCGGCAAGGCAUUGUCCCUGGCAACCGGGUGAAGCUUCUGAUCGGCCCCGUACAGGAGAGUCCCCCCAACCAAGAUGCUCCAACCCCAGGAUCUGUACCUCGACCCUUUAACCAGCACAAGGUCUCCCCAGGGCCAAAUGUGCAUGGUUCUCCUAGGGAUCCGGUCUACCAGGUGCCACCUUCUUAUGGCAAUCAGGGAAUCUAUCAAGUACCCACCGGCCAUGGUCUCCAUCGGCAUGAUGUCUACCAGGUGCCUCCAUCAGGACAGAGAAGCUUUAGUGGAAUGGAUGGAUCUCCUGUGAGCAACAAGGUUGUAACUCCAGUCAGGUCAGGACAAGGUUACGUUUAUGAGUUCCCUACGAAAUACCAGAAGGAUACGUAUGACAUCCCACCAGUUCGUCCUCUUCAAGGGAUCUACGAUGUUCCCCCUGCAUCCUUCAAAGGUCCUGCACAAGCAGCUCAAAUGGGUGAUGUGAAAUCUCAAGGGGUUUAUGAUGUUCCUCCUGGAAAAGGGAUCUACGCCAUUCCGCCUUCAGCAUGCAGAGAUGAUGCUGAUUCCCGAGAAUGCUUGCCAGACUCGGCUGCUUGCAUGAAGCAUGAGGCAAGACCAGAAGGGGUCUAUGAUGUCCCUCCACCCGUGGCCAAAGCAUCUGCAAAAGAACCUGGACAGAAAUGUGUUUGUAACCCCUCUGCCUCUUCAGAUCUGACACCACCCCAGCAAAGCCUGUACGACGUCCCAGUGAGCCAUCAAACCCCACUUGUGGGGCAUCAUCAGAUUGCUCCCCAGAUGGAUGUCUACGACACCCCUCGAGGAGUCCUGUUCCCUGGACAGCACUUGGGGUUUGGUGAAAGUCUAAAUCCUGAAGGAAAAGAAGGUGUAUAUGACGUGCCCCCACAAGUCACCCAGGAUGCAAAAAGACUGCAGGAUGUGACGGAUGGGAUGAACAGGUUGUCUUUUUCCAGUACAGGCAGCACAAGGAGCAACAUGUCCACCUCUUCCACAACAUCUAAGGAAUCUUCUUUUUCAUCCACUCCUUCUCAGGACAAAAGAUUAGUGCUGGAUCCUGACACAGCCAUAGAGAGACUUUACUGGCACCAGAACACAGUGGAGACCACCGUCUCCAGUGUAAUGGCCUUUGUUACACCUGACUGGCGCUCUUAUGAUUACAUGGAGAAGCAUAUCAAUAAGAUCCACGCUGCCAUUGACAAGGUAGAGCAGUCGCUGGCCGACUAUCUUCAUUUCGCUAAAGGGGCAACAGCCAAUGCUUCCUUCCUCCCUGAGCUCACCCUCUAUAAUAAGAUGAGGAGGGAGCUACAGAGGCUAGAAGACUCUCAUCAGAUCUUAACCCAGACUAGCCACGACCUCAGUCAGUGCAGCUGGUCCUUGAAUAUUCUGGCUGUCAACAAGCCCCAGAACAAAUGCGAUGACUUGGACCGAUUUGUGAUGGUGGCAAGGACAAUCCCGGAUGAUGCAAAGCAACUAACCACUAGCAUCAGCAUCAAUGCUGAGGUGCUUUUCAAACAAGGACCUAGCAGUUCCUGUGUAAAGACUGCACCAGACAGUGUGGGGUCUGCAGUGGAUUAUGUGUACGACAAUCCACAGGCUCUGAUGACACACACUGGAGACAAAAGCCUGGACCAUGGGGCCUCUUUGCUUCUUUCUAAGGACCAGCACUACCAGUACAACAGCAGCAAUGGCUCAGAAAAGAGCUGGAUGGAUGAUUAUGAUUAUGUGCACCUGCAGGGAAAAGAGGAGUUUGAAAAGCAACAGAAGGAGCUACUAGAGAAAGAAAAUAUAAUCAAGCAGAACAAGAUGCAACUGGAGCACCAUCAGCUGAAUCAGUUCCAGUGGCUGGAACAAGAAAUCACAAAGCCAGUGGAAAAUGAUAUCUCAAAAUGGAAGCCGCCUCAGAAUCUUCAUCCUGUGAGCAGCCUGGUGUCAUCUCAAGAAAGACAACUGCUUUUGUUUUAUUCAGACCAGUGUGAGGCUAACUUCAUUUCCCUCUUGAAUGCCAUUGAUGCUUUCUUCAACUGCAUUAGUGCUGCUCAGCCCCCAAGGAUCUUUGUUGCUCAUAGCAAAUUUGUCAUCUUGAGUGCACAUAAACUGGUAUUUAUUGGGGACACCCUGACUCGUCAGUUGGCAACUCAGGAAAUACGCAACAGCAUCAUGAACUCCAGCAAUCACCUUUGUGAAUUGCUGAAAAACAUUGUCAUGUCAACCAAGAUGGCUGCUUUGAAUUAUCCCAGCACAGCCUCCUUACAGGACAUGGUGGAUCGAGUGACAGAACUUUCCCAUUACGCACAGUUGUUUAAACACUCUCUGGUACAAAUGGCGUCUUAUUGAGAUGCAAAAAAUGGACCCAAGCCAAGCAAGAAUAAUGCUUAAAGAAAAGAACUGGAAAUGUUUUCUAUAUUACUUUGGAAAAAAAAAACCUAAACUUGGUCAUUUAUUUUUCCCUCCUAGAUGUUUUAUAUUGAAUAUUUUAAAUUCAUUUUAUGGAUUAGAAACGAUUAAAUGGUUUCAGCGAUCUCUUCUCUUUCUUCACCCAUUUAAGUAUUACAUAUAUAAAUAUAAAAUUGUACUCUGCCUAUAUGUAUAUAUUGCAGCAUUUUAUAAAGUCCAUUAAGUAAGCACCUUAACAAAAUCAUCCAACAGUUUUUUUUAGUGUAUAUGUGGCCUGGAUUUUUCAGGAUAUUCAUUAACAAGAUACUACUUUUACCUUUCAAGGGCUGUAAUAUAUAUUGUAUUUUAUUUUAGCAUAAUUAUGUCAUACAGAUAACGUUGUAAAGGCUGCGGCAAUUCCAAAAGAAAAUAUUAUUGUCUUAGUCCCAAUUGCCUUCCCAAAACAAAUCCUACUUGCCAUAGGUUGCUACUAAAUAAAUUGUACCCUCCUUAA